UACACCAACCAACAUUUGGGUUCAACAACCUAUCAACGUUGGACUAGAGACUGCUCUGUCAACUACCAUUCUUCUUCCACUUUCUAUCUCUCACCGCCCAUUCUUCUCCAUCCACAGGAACCAUUUUCUGUGCUCUUCUAUUAAUACUACUUAAGAACUGCCCUUAAUUUCAACACACGCUUCCUCCACUGGAUUUAGUAGCUCUUUGAGUUUGUCUUUCGUUUUCAAUUACUAUGGCUGACUUGGGUCACUCCUCAGAUAAUUCUUCUAUGGAUUCUAGAGAGGAUAAUAGUAGUCAAGAUUCCAAGCUUGAAUUCUCUGAAGAUGAGGAAACCCUUAUCACUAGGAUGUAUAACCUUGUCGGUGAGAGGUGGUCUCUAAUUGCUGGGAGAAUUCCUGGAAGAACAGCAGAGGAAAUUCGGAAGUACUGGACCUCAAGAUACUCGACAAGUGAAUGAAAAAGGCCAUAACAUGGAUUGUCUUUCUCCAUCAGAGCAGCAAAAUUUUGGGGGGGGGGUUGUAGAAAAAGUUUGGUUGUUUGAAAAAUAUGCCAGUUUUCUUUUCCUAUUAUGGGUUUUAACUCAAUCGAAUGGGGCAUGUUACUGAAGCAAGCUUAAGCUAGUAACUGUACAAUGUGUUCUUCUUAUUGGUAUGACCAAGAAUGUGUGGAAUUUCAAAUCA
Molecule: messenger RNA, 681 nt
Organism: Alnus glutinosa
Lineage: Eukaryota; Viridiplantae; Streptophyta; Magnoliopsida; Fagales; Betulaceae
Product: transcription factor CPC-like
Exons: 3
Coding region: 234-458 (74 amino acids)
Biological process (GO): cell differentiation
Cellular component (GO): nucleus
Molecular function (GO): transcription cis-regulatory region binding
Source: RefSeq, a predicted model, not a curated record